GCGGGAGUCGGAGGGAGAGUUUUCUUUCAAUUGCACUCCGUUGCUCUAAACAAGAAGGAAGUAGAUUUCCUACUCCUCCGGUUUAUAAAGAGAGUAGGAAGUGAGGCUUUUAGUGUCAUCGGGAAGGUUUGACAAUGGCCGGCGGCUCGGUGUCGGAGUGUAAGGAGUACUUGUUUAAAGUGUUGGUGAUCGGCGAGUUAGGCGUGGGGAAAACUAGUAUCAUUAAGCGUUAUGUUCACGAGCUGUUUUCGCAGCACUACAGGGCAACUAUCGGUGUUGAUUUUGCUCUCAAAGUUAUAAACUGGGACAGCAAGACACUGGUGAGAUUACAGCUGUGGGACAUCGCAGGUCAGGAGAGGUUUGGGAAUAUGACCCGGGUUUAUUACAAGGAGGCAGUGGGGGCCCUUGUGGUCUUCGAUGUGACGCGGGGCUCCACUUUCGAUGCCGUCUCCAAGUGGAAGCAUGACCUGGACACCAAGGUGAAGUUACCCAACGGGAACCCCAUUCCAUCUGUGCUGCUGGCCAACAAGUGUGACCAGAAGGAUGCCAGCAGCACCAAUCCCAGCAUCUUGGACAGCUUCUGCAAAGAGGCUGGCUUUCUGGGGUGGUUUGAAACCUCUGCCAAGGACAACAUCAACGUGGAUGAGGCGGCUCGGUUUCUGGUGGACAACAUCCUGGCAAGCGUGAAGGGACUUCCCUACGAGGAGAAUACUGGGGACCGGGUCCAACUGGACCAGGACACGGCGGUGGCUGAAAGCAAGUCUGGAUGCUGCUAGCGGUGACGAGCUCGAGGAGCUCCUGGGUCAAGGACUGUGGUCCAGUGCCAGCGAUGGAGGGGAGUCUCCAGAGCUUGAUCCGGAACAGUCCCCGAAAUGUUCCCCAGUCUGCACUCAGAUGAUGGAGUCCUCUCCUGGUUCCAACGUCUUCACUACAUUUCUUAGACACAGUUAGGGUGCAUAUUAUACUAUAUCCCAUCCGUAGGUUAAAACCUGCCUGUUCUCCACACGGACCAACACAUAAUAUGCAAGAGUCAUUCUGCUUUGGUCAAAUAAAUAAUUAGCUUAGAAUAUCAGAGAACAUUCCUGAGCUCAGAUAAUGAUCAACGCAAACAUGUCAUGGUUUUAGAACCUGUUGUUCCUCUGAGAUUCUCACCAGUUUGUGAUGGCAAAAAGAAUUGAAUGAUGGCAAAAAAAAUUAUUAUAGGGUUUUUUUUUUUUUUAAUAAAGCCUCCUAAAAUAAUAUAUAAAAUAAUAAAAAAACAGGUGUUUUUCCAUUGUUAAACAAUAUAACUGAAAGAACCCUUUUAAAACAAUCACGUAAAAAACUUUACAUGAAGGACUUUUAAUUAAAGAAUCGUGAAAAAUUUGGUAACACUUAACUUGAGGGGGCAAAGUAACCUAGUAGCUCAGUUACUACUCAAGUACGAAUGAUACACAAACUGCAGAUUAGAGCAUACUACUACAUUAUUUGUGCGCUCUCAAGUAGUGCUACCAAAAAUGUAAACGAGUAACUUUUUCAUAAUGGAAGAACGCAUUCCAGUGUUUUAACCACAGCAUUUUUUUGUUGCCAAAACAGGACACGGUCAUGCACCGUGUCAUCAUGCAUAAUGACAUAUCUGAUGGAAUGUAGCUUCAGGACGAGGAAGUAGUUUGCAUUUGUCAGCAUUAAAAGUGUUGCUAAGCGAAACCUUCUGAAAGAAAAGCGAAGUCAUGGAGUGUUUUUCUUAUGUUAGUGUUGUGUGAAAGUUUCAUCUGUCAGAUUUAUUUUGGUUAAUGGGUGUCUACGUAGUGUUUUACGGAUCAGCAAAGCCUUAUUUUCAGUGAAGAAUCCUCACUUGUUCUUAAAUUCUGUUUUAAGGCACAGGCCAGACAGUACUGAUAUGUGUUGAGGGUUUGAAAAUGGUAUCACCUGUGUGAAACACUCUGGGUGUCAAUAGGGGAGUCUUCAUCAAAUUUUUGAGCAUCCCAUCCUGAAAUGGCAACUUCCUGUUCAAAGGCAUUGAAUUUCCCUGCCUGCUUCCUGUCGAAAGGCAGCGAAUUAGACUCCCCGCGUCACUAUGGAAACUUUGCAGCGACGCAGUAGUCCUCAUCUGCUCUUGCUUUGUGAGCGGUGAGAAUCACCAUUCUCCAGAACCACCUUGAAAACUGACCUCUCCGCGCUCUGUGAACCAUCACGGAUACUGAAUUCAUUAUGCCUCACCCAGCCUGCAUGGUCGGUCAGUGACCCAGUGUGCUGUAAAAUGAUGUCAUCCUUUUUUUUUCUUCUAUCUUGCGAAAUUCCUCUGCGGUGAAGAAGCCAUCGCAACUCUUCCACAAGCCUCGGUAUUCUGUUCACAGUUUGAAAUUUCCAGGACAUCACAGUGCCCUUUUAAUUGCUGCUAGAUGAUUACUCUCCCUUAGAUGGACACGCUUAUUGUAUUUUCUGGUACGAGCCUCCUGAAAUGUGUCAGCAUUAGGCUACGAGUUUUGAUUAUGUUCUGAAUGUAAGCCGCAAUCCAUCCAUCCAUCCAUCCAUUUUCCAAACCCCUUAUCUGUCUGGGUUGCGGGGGGUCCGGACCCUAUCCCAGAAGCUAUGGGCAUAAGGCAGGGAACAACCCAGGAUGGGGGGGCCAGCCCAUCGCAGGGCACACUCACACACCAGUCACUCACACAUGCACUAUAAGCAGCAGUAUUAAUGCUAUUUUGUUAUUAAUGGUGAUGUAUGUAAAUUCAUUCAAACUGAGGGUGAUAUAAAAACAUCGGAAGCUAAUUUAGUAGCAUCAGUAGUUUCUGUGUUUCUGAUUUAUUUCAGCAAGGCUCCAUAGAUGAGACAAACUGGUUUGGCCUGUCUCUUUCCUUAAGGUGCUUGUACCAGUUUAAGGUGGACCCAUGGAGACAUAUACACACAUACUUUUAACCUGAAUGCGAUGUUUAGUAGCUUAGCGCAACUCAACAGUUCUAAACUGAAGAGAGAAUUCUUGUGUUCCUGCAAUGGGCCGGCCCCCUGUCCUGGGUUGUUCCCCACCUCAUACCCGUAGCUUCCAGGAUAGGCUCCAGACCCCCUGCGACCCAGAAGGAUAAGCGGUUUGGAAAAGGGAUGGAUGGAUGGAUUCUUGUGUUCAGAAGCUUCAGCUAGAACUUCAUAACACUGGACUCCUUUGUUUGUCCUCCUGAAUCGACGUAGAUAAUCGAUUAUCUCUGUUCUUCAUGUUUCGCCUCUGAAAUGGAAAUUACAAACUCGGCUCCUUAAAUCACAUCCACAUUAUCUAGACGGGCAUUUACUUCGUAUUCUGCCCCCUUCCUUAGUGGCAAAAUGGUCAGAUCGAACAGGCCCAUGCUAUGUCAUGUGCAAGAAUGUGCUAAUAAAGUGUUAUUGCUUUUUUUUUUUUUUUUUACUAAUUAUAAUUUGACUUUUGCUUCAAAUUAAAGGUACUAUUGUCUAAUAGUG
Molecule: messenger RNA, 3426 nt
Organism: Brienomyrus brachyistius
Lineage: Eukaryota; Metazoa; Chordata; Actinopteri; Osteoglossiformes; Mormyridae
Gene: rab32a
Product: RAB32a, member RAS oncogene family
Exons: 3
Coding region: 135-776 (213 amino acids)
Biological process (GO): vesicle-mediated transport
Cellular component (GO): Golgi apparatus; trans-Golgi network; vesicle
Molecular function (GO): GTPase activity; GTP binding
Source: RefSeq, a predicted model, not a curated record